AUGGCGCAACCCAAUCCCAGCAACAGCGUCCCCCAGGACCUUAUGCCACACGUCCACCUCAUCUCGUCGUACCGAUACCCAGCGAUCCCCCGGCUCGACUUCAACGAGGUUGCCAAGUGGCUCAUGGCUGCCCCUCAGAUCGCCAGAGACCAGGCGCCUUUCUUCUGGACGUAUCUCGACAAGCCCGCUGACGGCACCAUCCUGUUGACAUGGCAGCCCCUCUCGCGGCUGGGGACCAACUUCGCCACGGAUGGCUUCGUCUGGGCGCCGCCCGAGCAAAUCUACAAGCAUGACCUGGGCAAUGGAUUGAUGCUCGAGAUAUACUACCUCAAGGCCGGAUAUAUCCCCGGCGAGCAGUUCGCCCUCCACGCUCGAAGGCGGUUCCGACUCGUUCCCGUCCCCGGACACCCCAACCCCCCGCAGCCAGAUCCCAACCUGUUCAUUGUGCACUACGGCCCCGCGGAGAUGAACGAUCGUAUCCCCGUCGCCAUGAUCCCGUACGACGAUCGGGUGAACCAGAUCAUGCAACAGCGCCACUUCCUUCAAAGAGCAGGCCAGAUCCGCCGCAAGGAGUUCAUGCUGUCAGACAGGGUCAACUGGCCCUCGCUGCCAGAGCUCACUCGUCAGCAGAUGGGGCCCCAGAUGAAUCCUCGAGGCGUGCCUCAGCAGAUGGCAUACCCUGCUCAGCCGCCGGCACCGGGUCCCCCCCCAAAGAGGGUUCGCCAUAACCAGGCUCAGGCCCAGGCCCAGGCUCAGCAAGCCGCGCUGCCGCCGGGGAUGCCGCCCGUCGACGCUGCCUUUGACGAUGACGAGGACAUUUCGAGGGGAGACAUGUUUGAUCACUUGACACCGAGGGAGAUUUCCAUGAGCCGUUACCAGCAGAACCACGAGUGGAUGGAGGAGAUUCUCUCUUCUGCGUACAGGAUAGGCCAGAUCACGCCAGCAGACCUGGGGCUGGGCCUCAAGGGCGAGCUGGCGUCCCUGACAGAGGGCAUCUUCACUGCUCAGGGUGGCGAGGCAUACAGCCAGGCCCCUGAGAAGGCAUAUAUCGGGCGUCUGGACCCUGGACAAGCGGAUGAGUUCCGCAAGCGCGUCGACAACUAUGUCAGCUCGACCGAGGCCGAGAUGCGGAAAAUGGAAGAGGAGCAUCAGAAGGCAAUGGCUGCGCUGAGGGAACACUCGCUGCUCAAGACAAAGGAGAGGGAGCUGAGGUCCAUCAUGGACGGGCCUCACUCAAAACACCAGUCCGAGGAGGAGCCCACCGGCCGUCAUCAUGUUUCCAAGCACUCCAUCGAUCAGAUCGUGCAAGAGGUCGAGGCAUCGCUGGGCCGAAAGAUUGUCAGCCUGCCGCUCUCCAAGCGCAUCCAGGAUGGCGGCUACCAAGCCCCUGCCCCUGAGCCUCCCGCCCCGGGCUCAACAGCGGAGCUCUCGCGGCAGCCGUCGCGGGCGGGCUCUCAAGCAAGCGGCGCACUGAUGGGCGAAACCGACAUGGACAUGGGUGACACGGCAUCCGGACUGCUGGACCAGAUGCACACUGGCUUCUCCGCAGCAUCGACGCCGGUGAACAACUUCCCGACGCCCCAAGCCCAUCCAUCUGCUGACGGCGACGAAGCUAAAGCAUCAACACCGGCAGCGACCACGAAAGCGCCCUCAGCAGCAGCCACUCCCGCGGUCACGGAGGGAGGUUCUGUGUCCUUUGACCAAAACGACUUUAGCUCCCUCGGCGACCUGGACACGGCAGGCGAUGCUCUGGCGGGAUACGACGCCCCUGAGCUCGACGGCUCGGCGGGCGGACUCGGCGACGGUCUGGAUCUGCAGAUGGACAUGGAGGACUCGGCGUUUGGAGAUGCCUUUCACGGCGUUGACGCUUCUCAUACCCCCGGGGAUGGACAAAACCAGGAUGGCAUGUAA
Trichoderma citrinoviride is the source of this 1911-nucleotide messenger RNA. Its product is annotated as DUF1750-domain-containing protein. Gene Ontology annotation, biological process: chromatin remodeling. NCBI's taxonomy places the organism in Eukaryota, Fungi, Ascomycota, Sordariomycetes, Hypocreales, Hypocreaceae. The coding region runs from base 1 to 1911 and encodes 636 amino acids. The record is from RefSeq and is a predicted model, not a curated record. The transcript has 5 exons.